Messenger RNA from Myripristis murdjan (pinecone soldierfish), 756 nucleotides. RefSeq names its product pyroglutamyl-peptidase I like (gene pgpep1l). The record is from RefSeq and is a predicted model, not a curated record. Gene Ontology annotation, cellular component: cytosol. The transcript is spliced from 5 exons. Lineage: Eukaryota; Metazoa; Chordata; Actinopteri; Holocentriformes; Holocentridae. Gene Ontology annotation, molecular function: pyroglutamyl-peptidase activity. Gene Ontology annotation, biological process: proteolysis. Bases 1 to 603 code for a protein of 200 amino acids.
AUGGACGGAGGGGAAACUGUGGUCGUUACAGGGUUUGGACCUUUCAGGCAAUUCCUUGUGAACCCCAGCUGGAAAGCAGCCCAGGGCUUGAAGUUGGUUGGACUGGGAGAGGGAAUCGGUGUGCACAUCAAGGAGGUGCCAGUGAGUUAUGUCAAAGCCCAACAGAUGAUCGCUGAACUUUGGCAAACUCUCAACUCAAAGUUUGCUGUCCAUCUUGGGAUAGCCCGAGGCUCCAGAGUCAUUAUUUUGGAGCAAACCGGGAAGAACAGUGGAUACUCUGACAAAGAUGUGUGUGGCUUCUGUCCUGAAAGUCGCUGCUGUGUGCAAGCAGGACCAGAGAAACUGGACUCCGCUGUAAACAUGAAGCCCAUCUCCAAGCAGUUCAGAAGAGCAGGGAUGGAUGUUAUUUAUUCAAGGGACGCUGGCAGGUACCUCUGUGAUUUUGCAUAUUACUGCUCACUGUAUCAUGGACAGCGGAGGGCAGCCCUCAUCCAUAUACCCGUGUCUGGCAGCCUGGCAUCAGCUGACAGACUGGUGCCUCUGCUCCGGGCUCUGAUCCAGGCCAUGCUUCAACAGCUAGAUGGCCCAUCAGAAACUGCAUGAGGUGCGGAUUAUAGUGGAUUCCCUGAAAACAUCAGUCAAGGCGACCUCAGGGAUAUAAACUUUACACCUAAUGCACCAUAAAGAUACUUUUGUCAUUGAAUAAUGUUGUACAGCAAGAACAGCCUGACUGAUAAUAAAGUAGUCAUAACAGUA